AUGAGAGCAAGUCGUGGCCUCUCCAUGGCAGUGAGUGAUUGUGAAUUACUGACACUGCUGAGGGUCUUCAUGCAGACCAACGGCUCUUAUCUGAUUGGUUUGCUGGAGUUUGGAGGAGUUUGUCAGAUGGGUGAAAACCGCAGCCGCUCCAGAUCCAGGAGUACUGCUUUCAUCCAGGCAGCUGUUCAGGACGUCUGGACACAUGAUGGUGAUGGUGAAACCCAGACCGUGAGCCAAGAGCUUGACGGAUUUCUCGCACCUCUGCCUUCCCUGUUGGCCGAAUCUGUGUCAACAGAUCAGGGUAACAGGAAGAGGAAGCGGCAGAGCGGCAGCCAGCAAACGCCAGAAGAUGAACGUCCGUCCACCUCAUCUAGAAGAGCUUUCAAACGCUCUCGCAGAGACGCGUAUGAAAAGGGCCCACUGCUGGGAGAAGGUGGAUUUGGCUCUGUGUUUGCUGGGAUGCGCAGGUCUGAUGGACUGCCAGUCGCCAUCAAGUAUGUGUCUAAAGAGCGGACAGAGAGGAGACUGAGAGUUGAAGGUCAGGGUCGGCUGCCGCUGGAGGUGGCACUGAUGACCCGCGUCACUUCAGCUCCUGCCUGCCCCAAUGUCCUGAAGCUGCUAGACUGGUUUGACUGUCCCAGACGCUACAUCCUGAUCCUGGAGCGUCCGGAUCCCUGCCAAGACCUCCAGAGCUUCUGUGAGGAGAACGGCUGUCUGGAUGAGCGUCUGGCCAAGAAAGUGCUGGUGCAGCUGAUCGCGGCUCUGAAACACUGCGAGAGCCGCGGAGUCCUGCACCGGGACGUCAAGCCAGAGAACCUGCUGAUCUCCACAGAGUCCCAGGACAUCAAGCUGCUGGACUUCGGCUGUGGAGAUCUGCUCAAGCGCUCGGCCUACAAAUACUUCUCAGGAACUCUUCAAUACGCUCCACCUGAGUGGUUCUGCAGACAGCGCUAUCAUGCGGCUCCAGCUACCGUGUGGUCAGUAGGAGUGACCCUCUUCAACAUCCUGUGCGACCGUUUCCCUUUCAGAGGUGCACUGAGGGUCACGUCCAGAAGCAAACUGACCUUCCCCAGAAAUCUGUCAACAGGUAAGAGACUCGCUGAGAGAUCAGCAGAAGUGGGUUGCUCUGUGUUUCUGAAGACGGUGUUGUGUGUAUCAGAGUGCCGUCAGCUGAUUCGCUGGUGUCUCAGUCCAGCGGCGGCUGAUCGGCCCAGUUUGGACGAUAUUGAGCGUCAUCCCUGGUUACAGUCAGCAGGUGGCCAGUGA
Messenger RNA from Danio aesculapii, 1266 nucleotides. Its product is annotated as serine/threonine-protein kinase pim-3-like. The record is from RefSeq and is a predicted model, not a curated record. Gene Ontology annotation, molecular function: protein serine/threonine kinase activity; ATP binding. Gene Ontology annotation, biological process: regulation of mitotic cell cycle; protein autophosphorylation; negative regulation of apoptotic process. Gene Ontology annotation, cellular component: cytoplasm. NCBI's taxonomy places the organism in Eukaryota, Metazoa, Chordata, Actinopteri, Cypriniformes, Danionidae. The transcript has 7 exons. The coding region runs from base 1 to 1266 and encodes 421 amino acids.